AUGUACUCGCGCAGUGCAACAGGAUGGUCGGAAUGGGAAGAGGAUAACCUUCUUCCCUGGCUGGAAGAGAACAGCGAACUGCCGUGGACCGAUCGCGCCCAAGCUUAUUCGAAGCAAUUCGGGGUGAGCCGAUCUGUUGAAUCCUUACGAGGGAAGAAAUAUCAUAUCCUACGAAAACGUCGGCUUGGUCGUGCGAGGCGGACACCGCGGACGCCGACCUCGAUGACCCGCGGGAAAAACCGACUUCUGAAAGUCACCGACGACAACACGCAAGGCAGUCUCUCGAGCAAUGACUCUAUCGAUCGCAGCAUGGUUGGACAUUGGCUCCAGGGUAUUCCAGAGGUUGCACAAAACUCCGCUAAGACUCAAGCGCUGCCGUCGGCAGAAUUAUCAACAUGUGGUAAGAAUGCCUUCGUAUUUGGUUCGAUCAAACACUAA
Messenger RNA from Penicillium brasilianum, 438 nucleotides. Lineage: Eukaryota; Fungi; Ascomycota; Eurotiomycetes; Eurotiales; Aspergillaceae. The record is from the annotation of a GenBank genome assembly.